Molecule: messenger RNA, 2922 nt
Organism: Brassica napus (rape)
Lineage: Eukaryota; Viridiplantae; Streptophyta; Magnoliopsida; Brassicales; Brassicaceae
Exons: 4
Coding region: 1-2922 (973 amino acids)
Molecular function (GO): zinc ion binding; nucleic acid binding
Source: RefSeq, a predicted model, not a curated record
AUGGAGAGUGAAGAAGAUAGGAACCAAACCGGGAAUUCUUAUGCUGGUUUAUCUAACUUGCAGAUGAGAGCUCUCAAUGAUUCCAUGACUAACCUUAUGAAUGCAGGUUUGGAACAGAUCCAUCUCAGACUUGAUGAGAUCCAAGGUAGCCAACCGGCCAGAUCUAGAACCAGGCGAGAUCGCCCACGGAGAAACAACCGGCCGAAUGAAGAAGUCGGAGAGGAUGAGAACCAAGUCGAUCGUUCCAUCAACCGCCCAAGGAGAGGAACCCAAAACCGUGACCAAGGUGAUGUUAAUCCUUUUGCUAGAACUGAUCAAACUAAUGAGGGAUUAGGAGGAGUGAAACAUAAGAUCCCAACUUUUGAUGGUAAAAACGACCCAGAUGCUCUUCUUGAAUGGGAAAGAAAAAUUGAACUUGUUUUUGAUUGUCAAAACUUCCCUGAAAUGAAAAAGGUCAGAUUGGCCGCAGCUGAGUUUGUUGGCUAUGCUAUUAACAGGUAUGAUCAAGUUGUGACUCACAGAAGAAGGAAUGGCGGACCACCAAUCUCUACUUGGGACGAGCUCUUGGCCAUGAUGAGGAGACGUUUUGUUCCUGAACAUUAUCGCUGGGAACUUCACCGAAGGCUCAGAAGGCUUCUUCAAGGAACCAAAUCCGUGGAGGACUAUCACCAAGAGAUGGAGGUCUUGAUGUUAAAGGCGGAUGUGGACGAGCCCCUAGACGCCACUAUGGCCAGAUUUCUGUCCGGUCUCAACCGAGACAUUCAAGAUCGAAUGGAGCUUCAAGAGUAUACAAGUAUGGAGCAAAUGCUACACAAGGCUAUUUUGAUCGAGCAACAAGCCAAAAGAAAGGGCUACUCUAAACCGGCCUUUGCUCCAAAGCCUAGCUAUCAAGACAAAGGUAAGUCUCCAAUCACAACAAAUACUGAUGUUAAGACUAACACCCCGGUUCAUGUUGACAAAGGUAAAGCAGUUGAGACUAACAAUAGGGCAAGAGACAUCCGGUGCUAUAGAUGUAAAGGCCUUGGCCACUAUGCCAGCAAGUGUCCGAACCAGAAAGUGAUGAUCCUCAGGGAGAAUGGCGAGGUUGAGUCCGAGGAUGAUCAGGACGAUCUAGAGGACAAGGGCGACCACGGUUCUAUCUUUGAUGAGGAAGGAGAGUCCUUCGACUACCCACACAAAGGGCCAAUUCUAGUUGCCAGGAGAGCCACAGACGAAAGACUUGUUCCGAUCUUUGAAGAACAUUCAGACCUUGAUCUAGACUUGGCCUUUGAUGAGACACUUGAGCCGAUCUAUGAUGAUGAGGAUGGACAUCUCGACUACCCAGCUUACGGUCCACUUCUUGUUACCAGAAGAACAUUGAGUGUUCAACCCAAAACCAAUGAACGAGAACAAAGGGAGAAUCUUUUUCAUUCUCGAUGCUUAGUUUCAGAAAAAUUUUGUUCUUUGAUUAUUGAUGGUGGUAGUUGCACUAAUGUUGCUAGUGAGUCUCUUGUCAGAAAGUUAGGACUCGUGACCAAACCACUUCCUCGACCUUUCAGAUUGGAGUGGUUGAACGACACAGGAGAACAGUACGUCCGGGAACAGGUCGCGGUCCCUCUCACUAUUGUACGAUAUGAGGACGAGGUCCUUUGCAACGUUCUUCCCAUGGACGCAUGCCAUAUUCUGUUAGGACGACCAUGGCAGUUUGACAAAAAAACUAUACAUGACGGAUACACCAACCGCCACUCCUUUAAUUAUAAGGGAAAGAAGAUCACCUUGGUUCCCCUCUCACCGGCCGAUGUCCAUCAAGAUCAGCUCCAGCUGAAGAAGAGCCGAGACAAAGAGCCAAAGCCAUCCGAACCUGAGGAAUCUCCUAGGAACUCUAACUUCUUUAUCAAAGGAAGCCAGGUAAAGAAUUCCUUAAUUUCAGAACAGCCGUUUCUUUUGCUCGUUUAUAAAGAAACUCUAAUGGCUUCCUCCUCUAACAUUGCACCGGAAAUUCCGAGUGAUCUUACAGAUGUGUUGCAGGAAUACUCUGAUGUGUUUCCAGAAGAGAAUCCUAAGGGAUUGCCACCAGUCCGAGGCAUUGAACAUCAGAUUGAUUUCGUUCCAGGUGCGUCUCUUCCAAACCGGCCAGCUUACCGAACCAAUCCAGUGGAGACGAAGGAACUUCAAAGACAGAUUCGGAGCUUCUUGAGAAGGGAUACAUCAGGGAAAGCCUCAGCCCUUGUGUCGUUCCUAUUCUCCUUGUGCCCAAAAAGGACGGUUCUUGGCGCAUAUCACGUGGUCUUCUUAGGCUUUAUUGUAGGUGCAGAUGGACUCAGAGUGGACGAGGAAAAGAUCAAGGCCAUUCGAGACUGGCCUAGUCGAGGUGAGAAGCUUUCACGGCCUGGCCGGGUUCUAUCGAAGGUUCGUCCAGAACUUCAGCUCUAUAGCUACCCCUCUUACCCAAGUAUUGGUGCUGUUUUGAUACAGGAUAUGAAACCUAUUGCUUAUUUCAGUGAGAAGGUUGGAGGAGCUACUCUCAAAUAUCCCACCUAUGACCAAGAACUGUAUGCUUUGGUCCGAGCCCUUCAGACGUGGCAGCACUACCUUUGGCCUAAGGAGUUCGUCAUUCAUACGGAUCACCAGUCUCUGAAACAUCAUAAGGGCCAGCAGAAGUUGAACAAAAGGCAUGCCCGUUGGGUCGAGUUCAUUGAGACCUUCCCUUAUGUAAUCAAGUACAAGCAAGGUAAGGAAAACGUGGUGACUGGUGCCUUGUCCAAAAGGUAUGUUCUUCUGUCCACUCUUGAGACCAAGUUGCUUGGGUUUGAGUUUAUCAAAGACUUGUAUGAAACUGAUCCAGACUUCAAGGAAGUUUUCAGAAAAUGUUCCAAGGGAAUCUCAUGGAGGAGGCUUGAUGGGACAUUUCAGAAUCUAGAAAACCUACAAGGUGGUUUAUGA